GUAGUUUAUUUGGGACCAUCGAGAUUGCGAAACAUUUUACUACACCGCUGAACUACCACGCUUGGUCAAUGUCACUCACAACCUCGGGGAAAGAUGCCGUAGAUUAAUCUGCUUGAUUGCAAAAUCCCUUCACAACGGACACGCAGUAAAUCGGAAAUGGCGUCUUGUGGCAGAUGCAGCGUUUUCGUCCUGACUGUAAGGGCAUUUUGUGGACAACCAUGGAGCAGGCCCGCUGUGCUACAGGCAGUGUAUCAAACAAGGACAAUAGUUACCUCCACAAGCACUUACUCGCUGGAGCCGUUCUCCUCGGCACAGUGGAAGACUCAGAGCGUGACUGGGAAGAGCGAGCGGGUCUCGCCGUCUUCGGCGCUUACACAGAGGAACCUGUCCGCCGUGGCCGUGUCUCUGACAGGGCAGUACCGGCCACACUGCAGAUAUGACUUCCUGGACCUGGGCGAAGUGGAGGAUAACACACGCAAAGCUUUGGGGUCUAAAACGCUAAGACGGUUCAUAGUGGAGCCAGAAUUGGCUAGACUGGUGACUGAUCACUUAUCAAGAGACAUAGAGGAUGGGAAGUCUGUCAUAUUUGACUGUAAUCCAGGUCCUGGUGUGCUGACACGGUCGCUGUUAAACAGUGGAGCACAGAGGGUGGUCGCCCUGGAGAGUGACAAGGCCUUCCUGCCAGACCUGCAUGCUCUGGAGAACCAACUGGAUGGCCAGCUGGAGGUGGUGCACUGUGACUUCUUCAAGCUGGACCCUAUUGGCACGGGCAGCAUGAGACCCCCAGCCAUGUUUACAGAGAAGCUCUUCACUGACUUGGGCAUUUCCGAGGUGCCGUGGUCCGCAGAUGUUCCGGUGAAGGUGGUGGGCAUGUUUUCCCAGCGUAACGAGAGGAACAUGCUCUGGAAGCUGGUGUAUGCUCUGUACGAGAGGCUGUCCAUCUUCCGCUACGGCCGCGUCGAGCUCAUCAUGUUCAUGAGCGAGAAGGAGUACACGAAAAUCAUGUCCAAGCCUGGAAACAAUAAGAACUACCAGGCCCUGGGAGCGCUGUGGCAGAUGGCCUGUGACAUUCAGCUGCUGCAUAAGGAACCAUGGUCCUCUUUCGUUACAAGCUCAAAGCACGGUGGAAUGGCCAUCCCAAGGAGCACUCUACCCAAUGACCACCUGUGCCUGGUACGAAUGACUCCUCGCAAGGAUUUGUUCACGUCGAGCAUCACCCCCAACAACGGUGGCACGCUGGUGAUGAUGGUGAAACAGUGCCUGGCCAAGAGGAAGGCUCAGCUGGUGGAGAGACUCGACUCUUGGAGCCCUGGCAGCGGGUCUAAGCUUCUUGGCCAGAUGGGCCUGUUCGAGGAUGUGAUGACAGGCCAGAUGUACCCCGACGAGUUCAAGCAACUGUUUGAGCUCAUGGAACAGUCCCAGGAGUUCAACCAGAGCUGGCUGUACGAGGAGAUUCUGGAGAACAGCAAGAACAUGGGGUUCAACUGACGCACACACGCACGCUCCCAGGCCAUCCCAGUUCUAUCUGAACUGUUCUCCAGUAUUGUGGUUACUGAGUGAAGAAGGCAGGGUGGUGGAGAUGCUUUCUGUGAACUUUUAUGUCUUUGACAUUUCCACCUUCAUCAGCCAAGUGUACCAAGAAGCUUAUAAACAUGCAAACUCACUCUCACGGUCAUACUCACCCCCAGCUCAUUGGAUAUCUAUUUUGAUCAUGGUUUUUUUUUUUUUUUUCUGCAAGAAAAUGGCUCCUGCAAUAAAGUAACUAAAUUUACCAGUCUGGCUUGAUUUAUACAUCUAUGUAGUGUAUCUGUGGCUGGCGUCAACAUAAAGCUUUUAACAUUUUAGCAUAUGUUUUGAAGAACACCUAGCUUUCAUAUUUAAUAUUUCUGCCUCCAGCAAAGGAAUGUUUUAAAGCGGUAAAAAUUCAAGUUAAUACUUAAAGAUUUACUAAACAGAAUCAUACCUCAGAUGAAUAUCUGUCAUCAUGACGUAUGUGAAUUUAUACAUAUGAAUUAAUUUAUGAUCGUGAGCAAUGUGUCAUUUUUAAUACUGUUUACUCAGACUUGGGUGUCAAGUAUGUUACUGCAUAUGAUGAAGCUAUACUAUUUUCCCUCCUUGUCUUUGGGAGUAAUUGUAUGUCUGAAGUAUUUUGCAAUAAAAAAAAUGGUUUGUACUAA
Messenger RNA from Alosa alosa (allis shad), 2177 nucleotides. It is a transcript of the gene tfb2m, whose product is annotated as transcription factor B2, mitochondrial. Bases 157 to 1488 code for a protein of 443 amino acids. The transcript is spliced from 9 exons. NCBI's taxonomy places the organism in Eukaryota, Metazoa, Chordata, Actinopteri, Clupeiformes, Clupeidae. Gene Ontology annotation, biological process: rRNA methylation; transcription initiation at mitochondrial promoter. Gene Ontology annotation, molecular function: mitochondrial transcription factor activity; rRNA (adenine-N6,N6-)-dimethyltransferase activity. Gene Ontology annotation, cellular component: mitochondrial matrix. The record is from RefSeq and is a predicted model, not a curated record.